This is a messenger RNA of Zophobas morio, 3954 nucleotides long. RefSeq lists its product as uncharacterized. The record is from RefSeq and is a predicted model, not a curated record. Bases 103 to 3903 code for a protein of 1266 amino acids. Gene Ontology annotation, biological process: ribosome biogenesis. Gene Ontology annotation, cellular component: nucleolus. The transcript is spliced from 9 exons. NCBI's taxonomy places the organism in Eukaryota, Metazoa, Arthropoda, Insecta, Coleoptera, Tenebrionidae.
UUGGCAAAAUAUUGACAUCUACCCCCAUCAUGCGGUACAGAAACACGUGGAUUUAAAAGUUUAUUUUGAUCUUCAAAUACUGAAAGAAUUUAUAAUUUAAACAUGUUUUUGGAAGGUGAUCCUAUAUUAACGUCUGCUUCAAUUACAGAAGAAGAUGUUGUGAACUACUUAGAGAAACUUAAAAAUGCUGACAAGAAACCAUGUCAAAAAGAAAUAACUGCACUACUGCAAAACCAAAAUGUCUUGCGAUAUUUUAAAUUCCAUGUAGAACAAUACUGUGAGUUGCAUAAACUCAUUAUUACAAAAAUCGAAGACUCGCAUGAUUAUAUAACAUUUUUAAAAGACGAUGGCACUCUUCACAGACUCAUAAGAGAGAGAGAUGAUUUUUUUAACAUUUUUCUUGAAAUGCUAGUGCCAACGUUAAUAGAUACAUGUUGCAAGUUUAGUGAAAAUGAAAAAGUGUUUAUGGCGAGUUCAGAGGUCAUUCAGAAGUGUGUUUUUAGCUCAAAGGAGUUCAUCUGCUACUUCACUGACUUUUUCGAAAAAAAGAAAUGUACUGAAAAACAUAUUCAAUGUAAAGCAUUAUUUAAAUAUUGUGCCUCGUUGUGCUCUAAUCUGGAAUCAGCUGGCGUUGGGUUUAAAUUAUUUUUUUACUCAUUUUCCAAGUCAUCAAAAAAUUUUAACAACAUUUAUAAAAUGUUGGUUAUUUUGUUAGAGAUUUGUGGUUUUGAUUUAAAGACUGAAUUUAAUUUUAAUAAACUGAAGUAUCAAGUUCAGGAACCAUCAUUAAACAAUGCGCUGUAUAUUUUGAAUGAACUUUUAGAUACAGUAACUAAAUUAAAAGUUGACUUGGAGAGUAAAAUAAAUGAUAUCACGUUUUCCGAUUUUAUAAAAAAAUUAGUAAAAUCCGUUAUCACGUUAUCUCAACAUCCCAACAUUUGUUGCUAUCAAAUUUUACUCAAAGUUGCAGAAAUUAAUCCACUGAUUAUUGAGUCUUUGGUUAAUGAGAUAUUAGUGUAUGUAAUGCUAAGUGACAACACCAGUUGUAGAAAAGAAUAUGAACAACUCAUGAUUAAAAUAUUUGAAGUAUUUUCUAAAUUGCAUCGAACACAAAAUUUGAUCUCAAAGAUGAUACCAACAUUGCAGACUGCAAUUAAAGAGCGAAAGUUAAAUGAGUUGCCUUAUAGCUUUAGAGGAACUGUGGAUGUCCAAUUAAAGACAGACAUUUUAUAUAGUGCCGACGACAUUCUCCCCGAAGUAAUUUUAGAAUAUUUUACUAGUUGCAUUAUAAGUCUAGCUAGUUGGCAAACUAUAAACUUACUCAAAACAAUGACGUUUCAUUUAAAGAAGGCUGUAGAACAACUUCCAGAAGUUCAAGAAGUUGCAGAAAAUAUUUAUGUAGAAAUUUUAAGUAGUCUUACGUGUUGGUUACUACUGAGCGUUCGAGUGGCUGAACAUACAGUUGCGGAAAAUACGGUUGUGAAGUUUGCUGAAGGCUUGGAAGAACUGAAAACAAUCCUGGGACAAUUUGGGGCGAAAUUAUUACAACGAGAACACAAUCAUGUUUUAAUGAGAGCUUUUUUAAAUAUUUCUUACUACUGGGCCGAAGUUUACAUGACUCUGGAGUAUUAUUCAGUUAACAACCAAAUUAAAAUGACCAAAACCCUGGACAACAAUUUCUCUGCAUUCAACCUAACUUACAUCCACCCAUAUUUAAGCAACAAAGAAUGGUGCCACAUUUCAGAAAGAAUUAAUAAUUUUGGAGAAAAACCGUGCAAAAAAAUUAUGCAAAAACUAUUGAUUCAGAAACUGAGAGCUUUCCUCAUUUUUGGCGACGGCAAUAAUGACGUUGUAGCACCGAUCAUUCGAACACUAUCCACAAGUUUUGACGCAGAAUCAGUAGACAUUUUCUCAGACAGAUUUGUAGUUAACACUGUCCUCGAUAAAAUGCCCACGUCUAAUAUUAUAAGUUUGGCAGAAAUUCUUGUUAAAGAUUUAGUUGAAGGUAACACGAAGGUACUUGAUGAGCCCCAUAUUAAUGACUCCCAGCUAAUAACUCAAGGCAUUCUUUGUGUCAUCUUUACGAAAAUCAAUAAAUUACUGAAACAAAAAAGAAAACACGACGAUACAUCAGUGCGGAAAGCUUUAUGUUCGAAAGCGAUAUCAUUCUUACCUACAGAUAUGUUUCUUUGUGGCAGAAUCGAAGAAGUGCUGGGGAGUGUAUCAGAAAUUCUAGUGUCAGAAAGUCACCACCAAAAUAUAGAUUUAAAAAUGCAGGAAGAGAAGUUGGAAUUGUACUUGGAGCUUUUAACCAAAAUACCUCUAAUUUUUUGUUCAGAAAGCACUCAAAAACUGACAGUAUUACUACUGAUGGCAUUACACAAAGAUUCUCAGAACUGCGAAAAUAUGAAACUAAGAUGUGAACAACUCAUUAUUAGCAUCGUACAACACAACAGAUUUACUUUAUUGGAUCUUUUUGAUUCCUCAGUUCUCGUCAAAACGUUAGUGGAUUCCUUCGACAGUAGUGAGGAUUUAUUUUUUCAAAUCGUGCAAAAUGUAUUCAAGAACGACACAGCGAUUACCAAGUUCGAGCCAGGGGUUUCAUAUAUUAAAGACAAUCUCAGACAAGAUAAAUGUCUGAGAUUUGCGGUAACUCUUUUCAAUGUGUUAAGUAAAAUAAGAAAAGUUAAAAUGUCGCCGAAAUCAAAAGAAGUGUGUUUGAAAUACAAGUCGGAUAUCUGUCACAAAAUGCUGAAGCUGGUUUUGAAAAAUAGUCCAGAGGACCGCUUAAUCGAAGUGUUUGGACUGGUGUUGAAGACAUUUUUAGCUAAAGAUGAAGAUGACACGUUAUCUAAAUUAAAAACGUGUUUGCCUGAAUACGUUGAAUACAGUUUCAACAACAUGUCGAACAUUAAUAGUAAAGCGUGUUUAUUAUUGUUUACUACAAUUUUACACAACAAAACUAUUUUGGGAGACUUUAGUGAUACUUUCAUCUUGAGAAUAUGGGACGCGUUGAAGACGAUAACUAUUCAGAAUGAUAGUUUGGAAGAAUAUUCACAAUUGGUGACAUUAAUUACAACCCUAAUUGCAAAUGAACACUUUUCGAAUAUUUUUGAAAAUUUAAUGAAAGUUACGGAACGGUCGAUUGAGUCAGGCGACGAUAAAGAAUUUUGCAAACACUUAAAAACCUGGUCUUGCAUUUUAUCCACGAACGUUAAUCCCGCCAAAACGAACAUUUUACGUGAACAACUGGAAUUCCUUUUAGAAAAAUUAAUUCUUCUGUUGAAAUCCAGGUUAUAUAAAGACGACUUAUUUGAAGAAGUUAUCCAAUUUAAGAUUUCAAUUAUUCAGGCAAAUCACGUCCCGUUAACUGCAUCGCUAAUAGACUUUUUGCUAUCAUCCGUGUCGAUUCUGUUGAUGAAAGAUUCACACGAUUUCAUCCACAAUUUCAGCUCAAGCAUAACACUUUUGGAAAAUCUUUUAAAAUAUCGAAACCCGUUAAUCAUGGAUCGGUUGCCUCCUUACUUGCUGCAGUACAGACUCUUACUUAAAGAACUGUGUCUCAGAGGUAGUUCUCACGUGACGUUGCAACCAACUGAAGCACAGAAACUCGCAGAUUGUGCUCAUAAAUUAGAAAAGUUGACGAAGAACCUAGUGGAAUGUACGAAGGAUAUGUCAAGAAUUGCGAUGUAUCUGAUUGCUGAUAUUUUAGGACAGUAUGAGUUAGAUACAAUGGAUCCUAACGUCAAGAAACAUUUAAAUAAUUGCAUAUAUAGCUUGAUUGCACUGUGUGAUCAACAUGCGGUGCAGUACCUCAUGAGGGUAUUAAGCAACCCUUGCACUGAAUUUUUUAAAAUCAUAUAUGCAAACUAUAAAAAAUAUAGAUUUACAGGAAAAAUCUGAAUUUGUUAAAAAUAUGUGAUUUGUUAGAAAUAAAUAUAUUUUAUACUUUGA